Messenger RNA from Danaus chrysippus (African queen), 294 nucleotides. The record is from the annotation of a GenBank genome assembly. NCBI's taxonomy places the organism in Eukaryota, Metazoa, Arthropoda, Insecta, Lepidoptera, Nymphalidae.
AUGCGCAAAUUGUGUCUCGUGCAAACAGAGGUCGGCCUUCCUGUAGAAUUUUGGAGGCAAACCGGAGCGUUCCGGACACAAAUGUUUUCCGGGGCAUAUGAAUUUAGAUCGGGCUUCUGUAUUAGGAUAGAAAGACAGGUAAAUCGAACUAUUGGGAUAAAGGGUGCAGGUAUUGGGUCAGCUUUGGAGCUGAAUAGGGACCGUUGCGUGCAGGCGGCGCACCACCGCUUCGUAAUGACAAUCCGGACAUUGGUACAAAACAACUGGAUGGAAAACACAACGCGACCUCUUUAA